This is a messenger RNA of Babesia bovis T2Bo, 4077 nucleotides long. RefSeq names its product variant erythrocyte surface antigen-1 alpha subunit. The transcript is spliced from 3 exons. The record is from RefSeq and is a predicted model, not a curated record. Lineage: Eukaryota; Apicomplexa; Aconoidasida; Piroplasmida; Babesiidae. Bases 81 to 3983 code for a protein of 1300 amino acids.
AUAUAUAGGAUUCCACCAGACUAGCCACUCCACUACCUCACCACUGUGAGUACUGCUGAGUACUCCUAAAAGCACUGAUAAUGUCUUCUUUUAAGCCCUAUUCUUCACUAACUGACGCUCCCACCAACCUGAAGGAGGCCAUUGACUGGGUCCUGAGGGUUACUGGUAAGGAUGGAAAGCCACUAGACGAGAAGAAUGGAGAAUGUAUAUGUGGCCUGGCGGCGGCAGUGACUGACCUACUGCAGUCAGUACAACUGGAGUACCAUGGCUAUGAAGGUGAAGCUCCAAACAAUGGCCCCCCAAAAGAUCAAGUAACACAAUACCUCAAUGGACUCUUCUCCCUAGUCCAAGGCCUAGGUGGUACUGCAGUGGUCCGGACCUAUAUAGACCAGCUGGCACAGGUACUCAGUGCACUCGUUGGGUGGAGUAAGAUAGAUAAGUGUUGGGACAAGGGCAAAUGCCAGAAGGGUGGCAAUGGAUAUCAACAUGGCAUAAAAACGGAAUGCGGAUAUCUAAAGGAUGUAACACCAAACACGCCGUGCAAGGAAUGUGGGUGUAUGAAAUGGAAUGAUCCCAAUCCGAGCAGUAAUGAAGGACACCACCUAGGAAGGAGGUGUACAAAGUGUAAGGGUAGUGGUGAUAGUACAGGGUGUAGCUGUAGUAGUGCUGGUGGCAAGCAGUGUACUGCUGACAAGGAGUGUAAAUGCGACAGAAAAUGUGAAUGUACCAAUGGUACAUAUAGAUCGGCAUAUGGAGAGAAUGUCAGCUACCAAUCAUACAUAGGAGAAAUCCACCAACUAUGUAGACCACCGAAUUGGGAGUAUUUAAAGCGUGGCCCUCCUGGUUUCAAUGCUGAUGGCAAGCAGAUAAAGGACGGAUUGACCCCCUCCCAACGCCGACACCAAUGUGCCCGUAUUCUCCUAGGGUCAGUAUGCCUCAUCUGGAGUGGACUUACAUAUAUGUAUUGGACUGGUAAAUGGGCCAAGAGUAGUCCCCGGUGGAACAAUCACAUCCUGGAUGGCACUGGUCUAGAUGAUGGUACCCUAUCACAAUGGCUUCAGGCCCUAGGGUUUCCUAGGGAGAUGUUGAAUGACCAUGGUCCUGGAAAUAGAUGGGAUCAGGUUAUUAACAAUGACUUUGUACAAAAGUUUUAUUUAGGUUUCGCGGAUACAAGUGGAAGUAGUGGCAAUAAUGGCCAUGGCAAUGACAUCAAUGGUACUACAUUUAGGAAUCCAUCUAGCAUGAACUAUGCUGGAUAUAUACAUACUUUAGAGAAGGGUGCAUUUUGCAGCAACGCUACCGUCUUCAAGAAAGCUAAUGGCGCCACAAUUACUGAGGAAAACAUACACAAAUGUGGCGCCUUGUACAAGCUUUACAUUCUAUCAUGCGCUUACUUUACUGGAUUGCAGAAAAAGCGUAGUACCCAGAGCAAUACUCCUACGACUCCUAGGACAAUCCGAGAAAUCCUCUACUGGCUCAGUGCAUUGCCCUAUAGUCAGGCAUACCAAGAGAUAUUGAAGCAUUCCAAGGAAGUAUUGAAGAAGGUAGCACCAGAUAAGGGUGGUACUAAAACGCUCUCAUUUAUCCAAACAGGCCGUAAUGCUCCCAUUACCGUUCAUGAAUUCAACCUGUUUGCCCACUUCCAAGCAGUGACUCAGUACUGCCCACUGGUCCUCAUAUGUAUCCAGGGUGGUAUACACAGCACUAACAGCAGUACUCCUGCCAUUCACUCCCUCUAUGCCAACACUGAAUGCCACUUCACCUAUCCCACUGUAUCCAUCCAAGCAUACAACCAGGUGGUACACUACAUUAGGGCUCUGUUCUACCAGCUCUACUUCCUUAGGAAGCAGUGUGCAGUGAAAGUUGCCCUAGGAGGUAAAUGGCGUGAGUGUAGGUAUGGUGAUGGGGUAGUCUCUAAGGGGGUUAUUAGCUGGAUGUGCCUGGGGUGUAACCCCAUGGAACAUGAUAGGAAAUGUAGGGUGGAUGAGUUGGGGAAGGAGUUGGUGGGGGUAAUAAAUAAGCUAACGGCAUUGGAAUGGCGAAAGGCUGAGGAGACGAAAAAGAGAGAAGAAAAACUAGAGAGGGCUGAGAAAUUGAUAACUCUAUUCGAAGCUAUUGGGAAUGUAGUGGUACAAUUGGGUAAUGCCCAGGAGGCAUUGGAAGGGAAGAAGAAAGAGGCGAUAGAGGCGGUGAAGACGAAACUAACGGCGGCUAGGACGGGACUACAUAGUGCUAAGGAGAAGUUGAAUGAGAAUGGGCUGAAUGAGGAACUAAAGGAUGCUAAGGCAGCACUAGGGGUGCUGACGAAUGGUGGUGGUGGUAAUGGAGGAAUACUAGAGAAGUUAAUAGGGGGUGAUGGACUAGAUAAGGCUAGUAAUGGUGAAGAAAACCAGAGGGACUUCAGUAGUGGGAAGGACAGGAUAAGUGAGGCUAUCAAUAAGGUACAUGAAGUAAUGAAGCUUAUAAAGGAGUGGGCGGAGCAAGAUAAAGACGAGGUUAUAUGCCAUCUGAAGGACCCAUAUAAUGAAUUCCUCAAGGCUAUCGAAGACCUCAUUUCAAUCUGCACCUCUCCCAAGUGCCCGCCAUGUGAAUCACACUCCAAAAAAUGUGGCCAACCAUCCACACCCAGUAUCUGUAGGACCUGUCUCCAACCCACUACCACUGGUGUCCCCUCCCCCCUCCAGGCAUUCCUCGAGGAUAGGCUACCAGGUUUUAGUUGUGACGAAGUGGUGAACGAUGACAAGGACAAUCCAGAUUAUCCACCCGCUGCAUCCCACCUAGAACACUGUAAUGGCUCAGGCCAGUGCUGCCCACUGCCAAUGGGUUUCAGGGGGCAGUUCCUCAAGGGAGGCAUCAGUGAUUGUACCGGCAAACGCCUUUACGGCAUCCUCUACUUCUUCAGUAACGGGGACAUGAUGCAGUCGUGUGUUUAUACACUAGUGAGGGUCACAGCCGCACUCAGUGCUACGACACCACAGGUAUUGGGUGAUGUCUUUGGGUUCUUUAGAGGUGGUGUGGGAAAUCCAGAGCAACAGGAGGGGCAACAGAAGGGGACAAAUGCCAACAAAUGUGACCACAGUAAGAAGCUGUCUGAUAAAAAAACUGAUGACUACUUUUGCGGCUGGUGUGCCUCUGGGUUACGGGAUGAAGUACAAAAGAUAGAGUGGAUACCAUUUGACAGUACUCCAGGUGGACAAUACCUGAGCACUGUCGGUAAAGCGCUCAGAGAUAUUAAGGGGGAUAAGGGCAGUAGUGGCAAACAGACAGGCACUACUUCCCUCUCGGCACUCACUGACAGUAACCACUACGUAUCCCCCCUAACCGGUGAACUCUAUACCGCUGUGAGUGCCACCUUCGGUAACACAUACCUCUCAUGGGUACUAUAUCUAUCAGAUUCCCUAUACUGGGGAUUACAGUCACUUGCCAGUGAGUUCAAGCAGAUUGAAUGCCGGGGCUGUAAGGGACAAUGUGACCCCAAUAAGUGCAAGAAGGGACAUCAUGGAGCAAGUAGUGAUGGACAGUGUGGAUGCCAAUCAAUCGUAUCAUGUACCGGGGUACUGCCGGUAUUGUACAGACAUGGCUUUAGCUAUGGUAACCCAUUCAAUCUGGAGGGGUUCCAGCAGAGUGGUAAGGACAAGGGGGAUUAUAGUAUACAGAAGGCACAGAGUACUAAGCAGUGUCAUCAGUUCUUGGACAGUAUCAAUGCAGUGAUCAAGACAGAGAGUACCACUCCCCUCACCAACCUCCUCUCCCAGGUCGGCAAGCUCCAAUACGACAUACGGCUCCCCUGGAUCUUUGUCCUCACGUUAGCCUGGCUCAUGGCAGUGCUCUACCUAGCCUUUGGUGCCAUAUGGCCACUGGACUGGACACAUAUGAGGUCGCAUUGGUUACGGGGUGGAGAACACCAGUGGCAAUGCAUGUGGUAUAAGGUGAUGACGGGACGCAAAGGAAUGGCACUGGUGGAGUAUUUUGGUAAGACAUAGUGGCGCCUUCGGCGCAACGGUGCUAAAUGAUAUACACUAGUGUCACUCACUAUAUAUAGUAGCGGUAUAGGUAGUGAUCCUAUAAUGGGCAUUA